UCACGUGAAAUGACUUUUUUUUGAAUGAGUUAUAUAACUCGUGAGUCCGGCAGAUUUUACAGGAGUGAGACUUCGAGGCUCUGAAGUUUUUCUCAUUCCAGCUUUCGAGAAGAUCCAGAAAUCGUACGAUGGCAAACGAAAGCAAUCCGUGCCCCUGCGAUUUAGGCGAUAAGAUUGAGUAUGGAGGACUCGGCCAGGAGGUCCAGAUGGAGCACAUCAAAGCAUAUGUAGUGAAGCCCACCUCUCCCAAGGACAAGGCUGUCAUCGUCAUUCAUGACAUCUUCGGUUGGCAGCUUCCAAACACUAGAUACAUGGCGGAGAUGCUCGCUGCCGACGGAUACAUAGCUGUGUGCCCGGACUUCUUUGUUGGAAAGGAACCGUGGAGCCCAGCUGGUGACUGGUCCAAGUUUCAGGAGUGGCUUCAGGACAAAAAACCAACCACCAUAAACAAGGAGGUGGACGCUGUUCUGAAUUACUUGAAGGAGCAGUGUGGGGCCAAACGCAUCGGGACAGUAGGCUUUUGCUGGGGUGGGGUCGCCACACAUUACAUAGCUUUGCAGUAUCCAGAGGUGAAAGCCGGAGUUUCUGUUUACGGAAUAGUUCGAGAAAGAGAGGACAGGUACGCCCUCAAGAGCCCCACUCUGUUCAUUUUUGCAGAGGUGGAUCAGGUUAUCCCUCUUGACCAGGUGAAUGCCCUAGAGGCGAAGCUGAAGGAAAAAUGUACCGUAGAGCACCAGGUGAAAAUAUUUCCUGGUCAAACUCACGGCUUCGUCCACCGGAAGAGAGAAGACAUCAACCCGGCAGACAAACCGUACAUCCAGGAGGCAAGAAAAGACAUGCUGAACUGGCUCAACAAAUACUGCUGAAGACAUUCGCAAUAUAGAAACCAAUGAAAGAAAUAAGCAUCGACUUACGAGAUUCUGUAAAAAUUGCUCCUAAUUGAAUGUUUUUUUUCUUAACUGUCCUAAACACAUAUGCAUUAAAUAGUUGACAAGAUGA
Oryzias latipes (Japanese medaka) is the source of this 999-nucleotide messenger RNA. It is a transcript of the gene cmbl, whose product is annotated as carboxymethylenebutenolidase homolog (Pseudomonas). Gene Ontology annotation, molecular function: hydrolase activity. Lineage: Eukaryota; Metazoa; Chordata; Actinopteri; Beloniformes; Adrianichthyidae. The record is from RefSeq and is a predicted model, not a curated record.